GGGGUGCGGGCCGCACGACAGUGCUCGUUUAGUUUUCGGCGGAGCUGCUCCGCCUUCUCAGUUCUACUUGCUUAGAUAAGAUGGCGUUAAGAAGGAAGACCUGACCAAUGGCCCCCGAUUACAUGGUCUUCGGAACCAGCGGCAUUGGAAGAUGUGCCAGUGGACCACCUUGUAAGAGUGAAAACAACUACACCAUUAUCAGAGACAUUGCAUGGGAAUGUGAUCUUGAAAAAACUGUUAUAGCCUUGUAUCAUUGGAGAAAAGAGAUAGUAUCUUUUACUUAAUCCUGGAUACUAUAUCCAAAGUCAGAUCAUCAACUUCAAAGCAGAGAAUUUCUGAAAAACAAAUAAUGUCUUCAUAUGAUGUUAGCAAUUUUUCAAAUGAUGGCUCCUAGUAUCUCACAUUAGAAAAACUGAAAUUUGAUGACCAGUUUGAGAAACACCAGGAUAAACAGAUUACAAGGAAAAGCAAUUCAAAAGGAAGAUCAUGAAUAUAAUAAUUUGGGAGAAAUAUUUAAUCUGAACUUAAACCUAUUUAAACAACUGAGAGUUUUUUAUAAGAAAAAGACUUUAUACAGUAUCCCCCCAUCUGUGGAGGAUAUAUUCCAAGGCCCCCACUGGAUACCUAAAAAUCAUGAUAGUACCAAACCCUAACUGGGUCCUUAAUACCAGCUGCUAAGUGACUAAUAGGAAAGUAGCUUUUAUGGCAUAGGUAUACUGGACAAACAGAUCCUGGGCAGGAUGGAACAGUACAGCAUGAAAUUUCAUCACACUACUCAGAAUGGUACACAAUUUAAAACUUAUGAAUUAUUUCUGGAAUUUGCCAUAUAUUUUCAGAUCACAGUUAACCACAAAUAACUGAAAACUGCAGGAAGUAAAAUCAUGGAUAAGGGCAGAUUACUAAACUAUGAUAUAAAUUGUAAGAACUUAAAGCAUAAUUCUGCUUCAGUUGACCUUUUUUUAAAGGCUACUCAUGCAUUAAAAAUAAACUGUUAUAUAUAAAAACGGAUGCAUUUGCACCUUAAACCUUACUUAUUCUGGAAACAAUUUAAAUGUAAAGUCAUAGUUCAGUACUGAUGGAAUCUGAGAAGAUUUGUAUGCGAGAGAAACCUUAUCAGUGUAUUGAAUGUGGGAAAGGCUACACUUGUAUUGCAUCCCUUACCCAGCAUCAGAAAACACAUAUUGGAGAAAAACCUUAUGAAUGUAAAAUAUGUGGUAAAUCCUUCAGCCGGAACACUAAUCUUAUUCAACAUCAAAGAAUACAUACUGGAGAGAAACCUUAUGAAUGUAAUGAAUGUGGAAAAUCUUUUAGUCAAAGUACUAACCUUAUCCAGCAUCAAAGAGUCCAUACUGGGGAGAAACCUUACGAAUGUAAUGAAUGUGAAAAAGCUUUUAGUCAUAGGUCAUCCCUUAGAAAUCAUGAGAGAAUUCAUACUGGAGAAAAACCCUAUCCUUGUAAUGAAUGUGGGAAAGCCUUCAGCCAUAUUUCAGCCCUUACUCAACAUCAUAGAAUUCAUACUGGAAAGAAACCAUAUGAGUGUAUUGAAUGUGGGAAAACCUUCAGCCGCAGCACACAUCUUAUUGAACAUCAGGGAAUUCAUUCUGGGGAGAAAUCUUACCAGUGUAAGGAAUGUGGAAAAGUUUUUUGCCAUAGCACAUCACUAAUACGACAUCAGAGAACUCACACAGGAGAGAAACCCUAUGAAUGUAAUGAAUGUGGGAAAGCUUUCAGUCAUACCCCAGCAUUCAUUCAACAUCAGAGAAUUCAUACUGGAGAGAAACCCUAUGAAUGUAAUGAAUGUGGAAAGGCCUUCAACCGGAGUGCACAUCUUACUGAACACCAGAGAACCCAUACUGGAGAGAAACCCUAUGUUUGUAAAGAGUGUGGAAAAACCUUCAGUCGAAGUACACAUCUUACUGAACAUCUAAAAAUUCAUUCUGGUGAGAAACCCUAUCAGUGUAAUGAAUGUCAUAAACUAUUUUGCUAUAGAACGUCAUUAAUUCGGCAUCAGAGGACCCAUACAGGAGAGAAACCCUACCAGUGUAAUGAAUGUGGAAAAUCCUUCAGCCUAAGCUCAGCUCUUACUAAACAUAAGCGAACACAUACAGGGGAGAAACCCUAUCAAUGUAAUAAAUGUGGUGAUGUUUUUUGUCAUAGUACGUCUUUAAUUCGACAUCAGAGAACUCAUUUCAGAAAUGAAGCCCUAGCAGAGUAAUGAGUGUGGGAAAGCCUGCAUUCAUAGGUUAUCACAUACACCUGAGCACUGACAAAAGCAAGAAACCCUAGGAUUGUUAUGUGGCAAUCCUAUUUAGGCCAAACACUGAUUUACUUAAUAUUGUACUGUUGGUACUGUGAAGAAACACUGUUCUUGUAAUUAAUCUUUAAAAAUGUGUUAUCAAGAGAAAAAGUUAUAAUGGAACUAUUCAUCCAA
This is a messenger RNA of Lemur catta (Ring-tailed lemur), 2431 nucleotides long. It is a transcript of the gene ZNF883, whose product is annotated as zinc finger protein 883. The record is from RefSeq and is a predicted model, not a curated record. Gene Ontology annotation, biological process: negative regulation of transcription by RNA polymerase II. The transcript is spliced from 4 exons. The coding region runs from base 1076 to 2215 and encodes 379 amino acids. NCBI's taxonomy places the organism in Eukaryota, Metazoa, Chordata, Mammalia, Primates, Lemuridae. Gene Ontology annotation, molecular function: DNA-binding transcription repressor activity, RNA polymerase II-specific.